UUUUGUCUAUAGUCACUCUUGAUUGCUGUUUUUGCGCCUUCAUUUCGAUCGCUUUUGCUCUCCCACUCCGACACGUUGGGUUGUUGCGAUCCCCAGUCACUCGCUUUGUUUACUCGUUCAGGGUCCCCUCAUAUCAUAUCAGCCGAUCUGCAUGUUUCACCGGCCCACUGGUCUUAAAUAGGACUUUUACAACCCCCCGUUGCCAUUUCCUUCCGCGCAGAACCAUUCGUCAGCAUUGCAUUGAACACGAUACACCUUGCUAGGUUCAUCCAUCCACCGUCAGUCAGCGUUCGUUACUUGGACACAUAUCGCUCGAACCUCGGGAGGACACAGAUCCAACCGUCGAUCUAAAUUUGAGAUCUCCAGGGGUCCAUCAAUCCCCCCAUAUUUUGGUCCAAACCAGGCAGUGAAUCUUUCGGAUUAACCCAAUAUGCGGUCCAUCGCUCUCCUUCCGUUGUUAUGCCUCCUGGUCUUGCUGGGUAUGGCCUCAGCUUGGCCACACCCGCACGGUGAAGUCGUGGCUAGAGCGGAAACAACCGCUGGAGAGACCGCUGCCGAUAAAGCAACAACAGGUGCCGCUGCUACCACUGAGCACAGCGCCACGAAGACCGAAUCCCAGAGCGACGCCACAGAAACCGGUAAAAAGACAGAGACAGGCAAAGAGACAGGGACAGCGACAGGCACAAAAACUGGAAAAGCAACGGGCAAGUCAACGAAGACGGGUACCGAUGCCUCCUCUACAUCGAUCGAUCCUCGGGACCCCGUGGGUGGUGUUUCGAUGCUCACCUCCGCUGGAGCCACCACCUACUACAAGAUCGGCGAAUAUGUGACCUUCGAAUGGAAAUAUACCUCGCUUCAAGUAACUCCCUCGGCCGUCAACGUUGUCGCAUCCUGCAGCAAGAACAGUGAAACCUAUACCAUCGCAAGCAACAUGAGCGUCUCGGAAACCGGUAAGGUUGUCUGGGAUACUAAGAAAUACCAAUCCAAUGCGACGGUUCCGCUGUUAACCGCGACUUACACCUUGUUUGUCUACGAUGCCAACUCCACGCUUGGAGACACCGCUUCUGCUGGACACUUGGGCUCGCAAAUCGGUUACAACUUCGGAAUGUACACUCCGCAGUCUUACACCCCUCUUGACCAUUACAUCUGUGCUACUUGCAACAGUGCCCUCACUAGCACCGAACGCAACGCAAUCAAGUUUGCCGUCGGCAUGGCCGCUAUCACCGUCGCAUCCUUCACGUGGUUUGUAAGCGGCACCGGUGUCUUCUACUCGUAAUUCUUCAAAACCGACCCCUGAUGAA
Molecule: messenger RNA, 1301 nt
Organism: Aspergillus nomiae NRRL 13137
Lineage: Eukaryota; Fungi; Ascomycota; Eurotiomycetes; Eurotiales; Aspergillaceae
Exons: 3
Coding region: 431-1276 (281 amino acids)
Source: RefSeq, a predicted model, not a curated record